Molecule: messenger RNA, 1028 nt
Organism: Sorghum bicolor (sorghum)
Lineage: Eukaryota; Viridiplantae; Streptophyta; Magnoliopsida; Poales; Poaceae
Product: classical arabinogalactan protein 9
Exons: 1
Coding region: 247-630 (127 amino acids)
Source: RefSeq, a predicted model, not a curated record
UCUCUCUCUCUCUCUCUCUCUCUCUCCAUUGAAGAAGAUAGAAGAGCACCGCUAUUUAACAAGCUUCGCGUUACCGCCGCCCCAACCUUAUUCUCUCUCAGUCUCUCUCUCUCUCUCCCUUCCUCUCCUUCUACCUCUUCCUCUCUACCCGCCUUGUGCAAUUGCACCCCCUCCAGGCCUCCACCAACAACGAGGAGAAUUCGACCCCAAUUUCACAGCGCCGUCGAGCAAGUCCGUCGGUCCGCAAUGGCGUCGCCCGGCGACGAGGGUCUCCCGGCGCUGCCUCCCAUCAAGACGACAACGACACCGCUGCCGCCCCCGCCGCCGUCGUCCGCCACGGUCUCGGCCUCGGCCUCGGCCUCGACCUCUCCGUCGGCGGUGGACAGCGCGACGAAGGCCGCGGAGGAGGAGGAUCACGAGCCGUCGACGCCGACGUCGGAGGGGAGCAGGCUGCGGACGCCCGCCGAGUGCCCGCCGGCCCCGCGCAAGCCGCCGGCGCCGCGGCUGCCCGUGAAGCGGAAGCCGCCGCUGCCCUCGCCCGCGCCGGCGCGAGUGUUCGUCGCCGUCCCGCGCGACCUCUCCACUGUCUUCCGGGCGCUGCCUCCCAAGAAGCGGAUCCGGGUGUCGUGAUGCUGCGAUUUGCUGGCCGUGAUUUACCACCGGCGGCUUCCCAGGCUUGGUCAAUUUCUUCUCGGAGAAUUCUUCUGAGUUCUUGGCUUCAUCUUCUUCCCCCUCCUCUUCUCGUUUCUUUUCUCCUUUGGGUUACUGCUACCCACGGGCCACGGCCAUAGUAUAAUUAAAUUAUAAGUUUCGCUUGCUGCCGAAUCUGUAAAAUUGUUUGGGAAUUCAGCCAUUAAUUGUAGAUCAUAAUUCAGUGGAUAUAUAUAUGAAGCAGCGCACAUGAAGCCAUCAGCACGGUGACAAAAAAUGCAAAUUUGGGUUGGGUAGAUCCACCAUUUCUUACAACAAGACAUCCGAGUCCGAGAAUUGUUAAUUGUGAGAUAAUCAUCCUGUGACCAGUUUGAAUU